AUGAAUGUUGCAAAGUGGUUGUUCUGGGAUUUCCAACUCUUGGAUUCCAAUAUGGAUGGUAGGAUCUCGCUGGAAGAUUCUCAUCUUUUACUUCAACAAACGUUGGGAGAUGAUAUUGUUGAACAAAUAUGGAAUCAGUUCUUGAUGUCCUUAUUAAAUACUGACUUUGGGGUGUGCUGGGAAGACCUUGAGAGAUGGAUAUUUGGAAGAAGUGAACUGUUUAUGAAAAACAAGGUUACAAGUCAUCUUUCAGACCAGUUAGAACCACAGAACAGACUUCACUCUACAAAUGAAUUAUCACCUAUGGCAACAGAUGAAUAUAUGAGUAACAAUGGCUGUCAACAAGUUACUAAAUCUACAGAAGAAGAAAAUCAAUGCCCCAGAGAUCUUAGCAAGUUAGAAGGACCUUCAGGAGACAAUGCUGGAAAUAAUUUAGAUGCUAAGAAUGAGAUCCCCCUUUGGCAUGUGGCUAAUGAGCAGAUACUGGAGGAAGCAACAUACCAAGCAAAUUGGAAAAUGUCUGAUAAUCCUGGUGCAGAUGAAGAAGUGUUAGAAUCACAUGAACACGAGCAAUCCCUUGUUACCGUGACAUGGAUACCCCAAGUACUUCAGGAAGGAGCCACAGGAGAUGGAGAGGAAAACAUCAAGACAAAGGAGCAUGCUGUAUAUUCAGAUGACUUGGAAAAGGAUGAAGACAUCCAGCUAGUAGAGGUCAUAACUGUUCCAAAGAUCCCAGAAACUAAAGUGAAAAAGGAUGCAUUUAGUCUAAAUAGUGAUCCAUUAUGUCUGAAACUUGAAGAUAAGGAACAAAAGCCAGGAAUCAUCAAUUCAGAUGAUGCUGAAAAUGAUGCUGUCUCAAAGGAAAUGAAUAUUGCAGACAAACAUGAUUUGCAUAAGAAUCAAGAGAGCCAGGAUGCUGGAAACAUUUCUAGUAGAAGGCUACCAGAAGCUAGAACUACUUCCAGCCAAAAGGAACCAGAGUCUCAAACUGUACACAGUGCAAUCAACAAUAAUAAACUCCAGCCAUUGGAAGAAAAGGGUCGAGAUAAUGCAAGCAACGGAGAAGAUGGCAACCAAAAUGAUGUUGUUUCAGAGAAACUGGAUGCUACAGACAAAAAUAAUUUACAGGGGAAUCAAGAGAUCCAAGAUGAUGUGAUCACUUGCAACACAAGAGAACCAGACCCUCAGACUGCACACAGUGCCAUCAACAAUGCAAAUCUUCAGUCCCUGGAAGAAAAAGGUCAAGAUAGUUUAAUCAACACAGAAAAUGGCAGCCUAAUUGUAAGUGCUAGUGCAGUCAAUGCAUUUGUUUACUUUAACAACACUAAAUGUGAACACAAGCACCACCCCUUUCAGACUGCUUCAUCUAUUUCUAAAUACAUUGUAUGGGGAAUGUUAAAUAUUUAG
Molecule: messenger RNA, 1407 nt
Organism: Protopterus annectens (West African lungfish)
Lineage: Eukaryota; Metazoa; Chordata; Ceratodontiformes; Protopteridae
Exons: 8
Coding region: 1-1407 (468 amino acids)
Source: RefSeq, a predicted model, not a curated record